AUGGUAGCCAAAAAGUUGACCAUCCGUAACAACACGGACACCCUGAUCAAUCUGAAGCGUCUCCAGCGCUUCAGCCCCCCAGGACAAAGUUAUGGAACCGACGAGAUCACCUCGCUGGCGAAGAACUUCACUCGAAUCUUGACAAACCAGACUCGCAGCCAGGCGCCUGUCGCGACCCUCAGCCUGGCGGACAAGCCGUUCGAUGAGCGGAAAGAGCUAGGCAUCCGCGUUGAGCCAUUCACCACCAAAGAUACCGAUUUGGAUUUUUUCAAGGACUCCGAGAAGGAGCGCCUGCGCCUGGUCUUCGGGACCGAGGGCGAAGAACACAUGAUCCAGGUGCCCGUUCCUACGACCGAGACGGCAACCAUGCAAACCGUCGACAAUCCCAAGCACCGCUUGACCGGCGUGUGGGUGAAAUCUGAGUCGUUCCUAGCAAUUUACUCGUCCGCCAACCUGAAUGCAUGGAUGCACGAGCUGCGCGACGAUACUCUCCUAUCCUCGCUCUCUAUUCCCGGCACUCACAACUCGCCAACCUGUUACCUCGCGCCGCCCUCUGUGCGCUGCCAAGCCGUCAGCCCACGUGAGCAGCUCCAGAACGGCGUUCGCUUCUUCGACAUUCGUGUCCAGCCGCAGUACCCGCAGGAAUUAAAGGAGGAGCUGAUCCUUGUUCACAGCGUGUUCCCCGUUUCGCUGACUGGGAAUAAAUACUUCCGCGACUUGAUGAAGGAGAUCAAUGACUUCCUAGACAAGAACCCAUCCGAGACAUUGAUCAUCUCUCUCAAGCGUGAGGGUACUGGAGAUUCAAAGGAUGAACAGCUCGCGCACAUUCUCAACAAGCACUACGCCAAGGACGACAACCAACGUUGGUGGACUCGACCAAAGAUCCCUACUCUAGGCGAAGCCCGCGGCAAGGUGAUCCUCCUGCGCCGCUUUAACAUCCCCGAUGAUCUGAAGCAGAAGCACGAUGGGCAUGGCUGGGGUAUCGACGGCGCUGCAUGGGCUGAUAACACCGCCAACGCCAACUGCCCCAGUGGGCAGUUGUGCAUUCAGGACUUCUACGAGGUACAGGAGUCGACCAACAUCGAGAAGAAGAUACAAUACGUCAAGGACCACAUCGACCGCGCUAGCAAGUCUCGUUAUCCCUUCGGUGAACACCCAGGCCCACACCCCUUCUACAUUAACUUCCUGAGUGCGAGCAACUUUUGGAAGACUAAUACCUGGCCCGAGAAGAUCGCGGCUAAGGUCAACCCUGCGGUUGUAGAUUACAUCUGUCGGCGUCACGAGAAUGAGGAUGGUGAUUCAUCCACUGGUAUCUUGGUCACAGACUGGGUGGGUCUUGAUGGUGACUGGGAUCUUGUGCGCUGCAUCGUCGGCAUGAACGCCAAGUUGCGCAUGCGACAGAACUAG
Molecule: messenger RNA, 1407 nt
Organism: Penicillium atrosanguineum
Lineage: Eukaryota; Fungi; Ascomycota; Eurotiomycetes; Eurotiales; Aspergillaceae
Product: phosphatidylinositol-specific phospholipase C
Exons: 1
Coding region: 1-1407 (468 amino acids)
Biological process (GO): lipid metabolic process
Molecular function (GO): phosphoric diester hydrolase activity
Source: RefSeq, a predicted model, not a curated record